UAAAGCUUCAACCUCGGUAUAGAACAAGAGAACUUUUUUUGUUUAUAUCGCGGAAAAGGCCGCAGGAUGAACCGGAAACUGACCAGGGAGACGGCCCAGCAGCACUGUCUCACCUGCCUGUUGAAGCUGGACAGCGAACAGGAUCCGGUUGAGGUGGCCAACAGCCAGGAGCUGCAGCAUCUGCUGCACCAACACCUGGACUGGCCGCUGGAAGAAGAGCUCCAGCUGGAGAAGUGGCUGCCGCAGCAGCUGUGCCCGCCCUGUCGUCAAGAACUGCAGCGUUUCGAGCAGUUCCGACGGCGGGCGAUCGAGUGCCGUCUCCAGCUGCUGGACCUGCUGAAGGAGGACCAGUGCACGGAGCCCUCGUUCGAGAUUGUGUACGAGGAGCCAGCAACUGAGGGUCAGGACGAAGAGUCGCUGCACAGCCUGGAACCACCGGACCCCGACCCAGAUCCCGAUCCCAUCGACGAGCCUGCUGCAGCAACACGGCCAGAAAGUGGACAGGGCCAGACGGAGAACGAGGCCAAGGCGGAGAAGCGAACCUCACGGGGCGCGAGAAACAGCCUGAAAUGCAGCCUGUGCCAGCACAGCUUCGCCCACAAGCUCACCCUGUCCGCCCACAUCCGCAAGGUGCACGAGGGCAGCAAGCGGCCGUUCCAGUGCGACCAGUGCGACAAAUGUUACAGCUUCAUGGGCGGCCUCUACACACACAUCAAGGAGAUCCAUGCGACGCGCGAGCGCCGCUAUCCGUGCGACCAGCCCGGCUGCGAUCGCGUCUACACCAGCUCCAUUGCCAUGCAGAAGCACAAAAGACUGAAGCACAGCACCAAGGAGCCGGUGCGUAAGUUCAUCUGCGAGCAGUGUGGGGCCACCUUCAACCAGUCGGCCAACCUGAACUACCACCGACGCACCAAGCACCCCACCGAGGAUGAGGUGGCCGCCAGGGACAGCGGCAGCGAGCAACACUUUUGCGAGCUCUGCCAGAAGCACUUUCACUCCCGCUACACCCUGCGCUACCACACCAUGCAGCAGCAUGGCGACCAGGAGGGCCUCCUGCCGCACGUGUGCCAGGUGUGCGGCCGCCGCAUGGCCAAGAAGUUCAUGCUGCUGCAGCACAUGCUGAUGCACUCCACCGACAAGAUGCCCUGCGAGCAUUGCGGCAAGCUGUUCGCCCGCAAGUUCGAGCUGGAGGCCCACAUCCGAGCGGUGCACCUCAAGCUGAAGCCCUUCGCCUGCAAGUACUGCUCGGAGUGUUUUGCCUCGCGCAAAACCCUGCGCCACCACGAAUACAUCCACACUGGCGAGAAGCCGUAUGUGUGCGAUGUGUGUGGCCAGGGAUUCCGGCAGCAGACGUGCCUCAAGAACCACCGCAAGGUUCACGACAAAUAGGAGACACACACGCUGGAAUUGUCUGUCAAACAAGUGAAAUUUAAUUAGCAUUAGUCAAUACAAUAGUUCUUACAGAAUAUAGUUGUAGUUUAUGGGUGGGGGUGGUUAGUCCGCAGCCUUUGCCUGAUUGGCCGGCGGCUUCUGCUCGCGCUCUAUGUAGACGGGCAGAUCUUCGAGCGGCUUGUAGUACAGAUGCACCGCCUGGGAUCCGGCCAUCAUGGCCAGCAUUGCGCUGGCCAGGAACUUGCUGUAUUGAGCCCACGACACGCCAGCGGGCAUGAUUCCCUCAGUUAUGCGACUACUGCUGCUGCUGCUGCUGCUGUUGCUGCUGAUGAUGCUGCUGCUCCUCCACGUAAUUCUUGGCCUGGCGACGCUUAAAAGUACUAUCUGCAAGCGGAAAAUACCCAGAUUAGACAGGGACAGAAGACGCAGAUGCACAGAAAACGGCGGGGAAGGGCACAUACAGAAAUUCGUUUCGCCCACCGUCCAGUUGAUCAUGGAGAACUCAAGGGCGGCGCCCAGCACAAAGAAGAGCGGCAGGAAGCGGUAGAUGCCAAAGCGUCGCUUGCCGGGCCAACUGUCGAGCAGACGUCGCACGGAGCCGCUAUAUAGAUUCAUGUGUCUGGCCGCAGCGAGGGGGAAUUAUAUAAUUUCGUGCUGACUGCUGGCGGUUAAUGUGCGCGGGCGUUUGUCUGCUUUGGCCGCUGCGGAUUCAAGCAUCCAUCAAACUCUGUCUGCCCUCGAAGCAGCUAACGGAAACUCAGCAAGUUAGCUGGGAAUUUUUAAAUUUUUUAAAAAAGUUCUGUGCUUUUUGUACCGUCGCUAU
Drosophila obscura is the source of this 2215-nucleotide messenger RNA. Its product is annotated as zinc finger protein 708. The record is from RefSeq and is a predicted model, not a curated record. Bases 67 to 1389 code for a protein of 440 amino acids. Gene Ontology annotation, biological process: regulation of transcription by RNA polymerase II. NCBI's taxonomy places the organism in Eukaryota, Metazoa, Arthropoda, Insecta, Diptera, Drosophilidae. Gene Ontology annotation, molecular function: zinc ion binding; DNA-binding transcription factor activity, RNA polymerase II-specific; RNA polymerase II transcription regulatory region sequence-specific DNA binding. The transcript has a single exon. Gene Ontology annotation, cellular component: nucleus.